AUGGCUUCUUCAAAAUUAGCAAACUUGACGGAGAUUCAUGGCUGCCACCAUAGCUUGAAUCUCUAAUACUUACAACAUUAAAGAAAAAAAAAACAUGUAUAGGUUUGAAGCAGACAACCAUGGCGUCUCCAUUUCAGUUGCAGGCGACAAUAAAACUCUUGCAGAUUUUGAGGUUUUGAAGAAACCUAAAAGGAACAAGUUCGCUUUUGCUUGUGCCAUUCUUGCUUCAUUAGCUUCUAUCUUGCUUGGAUAUGAUAUUGGGGUGAUGAGUGGGGCUAUUCUUUACAUAAAAGACGACCUGAAAAUUAGCGACGUUCAAGUUGAAAUCCUCGUCGGAAUUCUAAACUUGUAUUGUCUCAUCGGAGCAUACGUCGCCGGUAGGACUUCCGACUGGAUAGGUCGCCGUUACACCAUCGUCGUGGCCGCCGCCAUCUUCUUUGUGGGAGCUUUGCUCAUGGGGUUCGCAACGAACUACGGAAUUGGCGUCGGCUUUGCCUUAUUGAUUGCUCCGGUGUACACCGCCGAAGUAUCUCCAGCUUCUGCUCGUGGCUUUCUCAACUCAUUCCCUGAGGUUUUCAUUAAUGCUGGUUUAUUGUUGGGGUAUGUUUCCAACUAUACAUUUUCGAAGCUGCGAGCUGACUUAGGGUGGCGGGUAAUGCUUGGUGCCGGCGCUAUUCUGUCAGUUUUCUUGGCUAUUGGGGUUCUUGCAAUGCCUGAGUCACCUCGUUGGCUGAUUAUGCAAGGUCGAUUAGGUGAAGCUAAGAUAGUUCUCGACAAAACUUCAGAUACCAAAGAAGAAGCUCGUGGUCGACUCAGUGACAUCAAAGCUGCCGCCGGAAUACCAGAAGAUUGCACCGAUGACAUUGUCCAAGUCCAAAAGCAAACCCACGGCGAAGGUGUGUGGAGAGAAUUAAUUUUACACCCCACACCAGCUGUUAGGCACGUGUUGAUUUGCGCCAUUGGGAUCCAUUUCUUCCAACAAGCGAUAGGCUUAGAGUCUGUUGUUUUGUACAGUCCAAGGAUUUUUGAAAAAGCUGGGAUCACAUCGUCAGAUCAUAAGCUACUUGCCACCAUGGCCGUUGGAUUUUCCAAGACAACCUUUAUCUUAGUGGCCACAUUUUUACUAGACAAAAUUGGACGACGUCCUUUGCUCCUCAUCAGUUCUGGUGGCAUGGUCGUUAUAUUGGCUACACUAGGGCUUUCAUUAACCGUCAUUGGUCAUUCAGAAAAGAAACAAACUUGGGCUGUCGGAUUGUGCAUCACCAUGGUUUUAUCUUCUGUGGCAGUUUUCUCGAUAGGGAUGGGACCUAUUACGUGGGUUUAUAGCACAGAGAUAUUCCCAUUGAGGCUACGUGCACAAGGAGCAAGUUUAGGAGUGGCGGUUAAUAGGGUGAUGAGUGGUGUAAUCUCUAUGAGUUUUAUUUCAUUGUACAAAGCUAUUACCAUUGGUGGAGCAUUUUUCUUAUACUCCGGAGUUGCGUUGGUGGCAUUUUUCUUUUUCUUCACUUUCUUGCCGGAAACUCAAGGGAAAACGCUUGAGGAAAUGGAAGGGCUUUUUGGUAAAUUUGUCGGAUGGAGAGAAGAGACUAAAAAGAUGAAGAUGAAGAGGAAGAGGAAUGAAGCUAACGAUGACGAAAUAGGUAACGAUCAAAUCCAAUUAGGGAAAAUAUAUCACUUCCCUACCCAUUUUAGGCAAUAAAUACAUCAACAUAGUGUGAAAAUUUAUGUAAGAAACAUUUUUAUUUUAAAAUUUAUAUUGAAAAUAAUUGAAUUUUUUUAGAAAAAUAGUAAAAUUAAA
Gossypium arboreum is the source of this 1798-nucleotide messenger RNA. Its product is annotated as polyol transporter 5-like. Gene Ontology annotation, molecular function: carbohydrate transmembrane transporter activity. Gene Ontology annotation, biological process: transmembrane transport. Gene Ontology annotation, cellular component: membrane. Lineage: Eukaryota; Viridiplantae; Streptophyta; Magnoliopsida; Malvales; Malvaceae. The record is from RefSeq and is a predicted model, not a curated record.